AUGAGAAGGGGCCCCUCAGGGGGGCCCCCAGGAGCUGGGGGCCCCUCCCUUGGGGGCCCCUCAUCUGGGGGCCCCCCUUGUGGGGUCCCCUUAGGGGCCCCCUCUUCUGGGGCCCCUUCUUCUGGGGGCCCCCCCGGGGGCCCCUCUAUUAACGGCCCUUCCUUUGGGGGCCCCUGUGGGGGCCCCUAUGUUGGGGGCCCUUACUGUGGGGGCCCCUCUGGGGAACCUUCUUCUGAUGACUCCUCCGGGUGUCUCUCUGGGGCCCCUUCCUUUGAUACCCCUAAUGGGGGCCCCUCCUUUGGGGGCCCCUCAGUUGAGAGCCCCUCUGGGGGCCCCCCUGAAGGUCCCCCUGAGGGCCCCUUUGGGGGCCCCCCUAUGGACCCUUUUGAGGGGCCCCCGGGGGGCCCCCCUGGGGGGCCCCCUGUGGACCCUUUUGGGGGGCCCCUUGGGGGCCCCCCUAGCUUGUGUGUCGGUAGAGAAUUAAGUCAUGAGGAGAUGUUUCACUGGCAUAGAUAUCAGCAAGGCCCUUCAACAGCAGCAGCAGCAGCAGCAGCAGCAGCAGCAGCAGCAGCAGCAACACCUGGUGCUGUAACGGAGGAAGAAACAACGGGAGGGGGGGUUGGAGCAGCAGAAGCUGCAGCAGCAGCAGCAGGAACAGCUGCAGCCGCAGCAGCAAAGGAACCCUGGUUGCCUCCUCGUCUGAUACGGUGUAGAGACACCGCAGGGCUGCUACUGCAGCAGCAGCAGCUGCAGCAGCAGGGUUGGGAUUUGCGCUGCCGCAGAGCGCAGCAAGAGCUGCAUGCAGCAGCAGCAGACAGCAACAGGGGGGCACUCUGGGGCCCCUUUAUACCCGCCCCACACCUACACUACACACCCAGCAGCAGCAGCAGCAGCAGCAGCAGCAGCAGAUGCAACUUCAAAACUUAUCUACUGCCGCUGAGGGCGGGGGAGUGGCUGGCGGUUCGCCCACCAGGCAUCCGCAUUACGGCGUUACCCGGGCCCGAGGAAUUUGCAGGCCAGCAGCAGCAGCAGCAGCGGCAGCAGCAACAGCAGCAGCAGCAGCAGCAGCAGCAGCAGCAGCAGCAGCAGCAGCAGAAUGGUCUGGAGGUGCCUUUUGCGUUUUUGUUGGAUUUCGCCUCUGCCGAUUUCCCAAUUUUUGCAUUUAGAGAAAAUUACGACAACCUCGCGUAA
This is a messenger RNA of Eimeria acervulina, 1191 nucleotides long. RefSeq lists its product as hypothetical. The coding region runs from base 1 to 1191 and encodes 396 amino acids. NCBI's taxonomy places the organism in Eukaryota, Apicomplexa, Conoidasida, Eucoccidiorida, Eimeriidae. The transcript is spliced from 2 exons. The record is from RefSeq and is a predicted model, not a curated record.